Messenger RNA from Tupaia belangeri chinensis (Chinese tree shrew), 936 nucleotides. Its product is annotated as olfactory receptor 1013. The record is from RefSeq and is a predicted model, not a curated record. Bases 1 to 936 code for a protein of 311 amino acids. Gene Ontology annotation, biological process: G protein-coupled receptor signaling pathway. The transcript has a single exon. Gene Ontology annotation, molecular function: olfactory receptor activity; G protein-coupled receptor activity. Gene Ontology annotation, cellular component: membrane. NCBI's taxonomy places the organism in Eukaryota, Metazoa, Chordata, Mammalia, Scandentia, Tupaiidae.
AUGGAGAAAGAAAAUUUCACCAAAGUGAAGGAGUUCAUCCUUUUAGGGUUCACAGCGGACUUGGGGUUACAGAAAGUGCUCUUUUUCAUCUUUCUCAUCAUUUACAUCAUCAGUCUCCUAGGGAACAUCACGCUGAUUUCUCUGAUCUGCGCUGAUACUCGGCUCCACACACCCAUGUAUUUCUUCAUCGGGAACUUGUCAUUUCUAGAUCUCUGGUAUUCUUCUGUCUAUGCUCCCAAAAUCCUGAUGACCUGCGUCUCUGAUGACAAAAGCAUCUCCUUUGCUGGCUGCCUGGCUCAGUUCUUCUUUGCUGCUGGACUGGACUAUAGUGAGUGUUACCUCUUGGCCACCAUGGCUUAUGACCGCUAUGUGGCUAUCUGCAGCCCUCUGCUUUAUUCCCAAGUUAUGUCCUCUAGAUUGUAUGUCAGUCUUGUUGUAGCUUCAUUCCUUGGUGGCUUCAUAAACUCAGCUAUCAUCACCAGUGAGACAUUUACUCUGAGCUUCUGUGACAGUAAUAUCAUAGACCAUUUCUUCUGUGACUUGCCGCCACUUGUAAAGUUAGCAUGCGAUGUGACAGAGAGCUACGUGGUUGUGAUGUACUUCCUACUGGCCUCCAAUGUCAUCACUCCUAUAAUUCUUGUUCUUACCUCCUACCUCUUCAUCAUUGCCACCAUCUUGAAGAUACGUUCUGUGGAGGGACGCCGCAAGGCCUUCUCCACUUGUGGAUCCCACUUAACAGCUGUCACCUUGUACUACGGGACAAUUCUCUUCAUUUACUCUCGACCAAGCACUAGCUAUGCUCUGGAAAGGGAUAAAGUGGUGUCAGUGUUCUACACUGUGGUGAUUCCUAUGUUGAACCCCUUGAUUUAUAGCAUAAGAAAUAAGGAUGUCAAAGAUGCCCUGAGGAAAAUGUUAGGUAGAGCAAGAUUUUCUUAA